AUGCGGCUCAUCACAACUGCCACGCUCUUGGCUUCUGUUCUGGGCCAUGCUUAUGCUGACGAUGGCGCCAGCAGCCUGUCAUCGGCCUCAUCCGAAGUAGCGGCCAUUCGCAGCUUUUUCUACACUGGCGGCGGCUAUGCGGACGAUGGAGCGGGUGGGCACAUCUAUCGCGAGCAGAUGUACGUCGAGAGGCUUCAGCCGGCCAAGGGAGUCAGCCGAGCAACGCCCAUUGUCUUCAUCCACGGCCAGGCCCAGACAGGCACAAAUUUCCUAAACAAACCUGAUGGCAGUCGAGGCUGGGCAUCCCAGUUCCUCGACCAAGGAUAUGAAGUCUACCUCGUUGACCAGACGCUCCGAGCGCGUUCUCCGUGGCAGCCCGCCUACAUGGCAGCCAUGCCGUCCACUUACUCAGCUGAGAUAAUCCAGCAGCGUUUCACCGCCGUCCAAAACUACAAUCUGUGGCCACAGGCCGCCUUGCACACUCAGUGGCCGGGCAAUGGCUCCAUGGGCGAUCCCAUCUUUGACACCUUCUAUAGCUCCAACGUCCAGUUCAUCAACAACGCCGUCUACCAGCAGACCACGGUUCAGAGCGCCGGUGCGGCGCUGUUGGACAAGAUUGGGAAGCCCGUGAUUCUCGUUGGCCACAGCCAGGGCGGCAUCAUGCCCAUUGUCAUUGCCGAUGCUCGUCCCAAGCUCACCAAGGCCCUGAUCCUGCUGGAGCCCACCGGGCCUCCUUUCCGAGAAGCCAUCUUCAGCACCACUCCCGCUCGUGCCUGGGGACUGGCUGACAUUAAGCUCACCUACUCACCCCCUGUCACCGUUCCCGCUGUGGACCUCGUGCAGCAGAUCUAUCCUGCUCCUGAUCAGAACCAUACCGAUUGCGUGCUCCAGGCCUCUUCGCCAGCGCCACGGAAGCUCUCGAAUCUAGCUAGCAAGCCUAUUCUGUUUGUCACUUCCGAGUCGUCCUAUCACGCACCUUAUGACUACUGCACAGUAAGCUACCUCAAGCAGGCGGGCUGCAAUCAAACCACCCACCUUGAACUUGCAAAGGCGGGAUUCCACGGCAACGGUCACAUGUUUUUCAUGGAGAAGAACAGUGACCAGAUUCAGCAGACGGUGCAGAGUUGGAUUGCCAAGUUGGCCUGA
Trichoderma aggressivum f. europaeum is the source of this 1146-nucleotide messenger RNA. RefSeq lists its product as uncharacterized. Lineage: Eukaryota; Fungi; Ascomycota; Sordariomycetes; Hypocreales; Hypocreaceae. The record is from RefSeq and is a predicted model, not a curated record. The coding region runs from base 1 to 1146 and encodes 381 amino acids. The transcript is spliced from 2 exons.